UGAUAUCAUUCCCUCGCAGCUCUGUUGCUCAAACUAGCUGUCAUUAAGUAGAAUAUCGCUUCUGUCGCUUAAAACGGGACAGGUGCAGCGACCAGGAUGACUUCCAACGAAUACCAUAUAAUGGCUACAUCACCCCGUGAGCUUACUCAGAACCCGCUGAAGAAAAUAUGGAUGCCAUGGAAAAACGGGCUCUUUGUACACAUUUUACAAAGAAGGGUAUGUAUGACCAACUGUCCCACCCUCAUUGUGACGGUGGGCCUCCCAGCGAGAGGGAAGACCUACAUCUCCAAGAAGCUGACCCGCUAUCUCAACUGGAUUGGUGUGCCAACCAAAGAGUUCAACGUGGGUCAGUACAGGAGGGAGUGUGUGAAGAUCUACAAGUCUUUUGAGUUUUUCCAUCCAGACAAUGAAGAGGGUCUGAAGAUCAGGAGGCAGUGUGCACUGACAGCGCUGAGUGAUGUGUGCCAGUACCUGACUGUGGAGGGAGGCCAGGUGGCGGUGUUUGAUGCCACUAACACCACCAGGGAGAGGAGAUGGACCAUCACCAGGUUUGCAGAGCAGAAUGGCUUUAAGGUGUUCUUUGUGGAGUCUGUGUGUGAAGACCCUGAUGUCAUUGCAGAGAACAUAGUGCAAGUGAAGCUGGGUAGUCCUGACUACAUAGACUGUAAUACAGAGCAGGUCAUCGAGGACUUCAUGAAGAGAAUCAAGUGCUACGAGAACUCUUACCAGCCACUGGAUGAGGUUCUAGACAGGGAUCUGUCCUACAUUAAGAUCAUGGACGUGGGCCGGAGAUACCUGGUGAACAGGGUGCUGGACCACAUCCAGAGCCGCAUUGUCUACUACCUAAUGAAUAUCCACAUCACACCACGCUCCAUCUACCUGUGUCGCCAUGGAGAGAGUGACCUCAACGUCAAAGGACGCAUCGGAGGAGACUCAGGCCUGUCUGGCAGGGGCAAGGAGUUUGCAAAGUGUCUGGGGAAGUUUAUCCAGGAGCAAAACAUUAAGAAUCUGAAGGUGUGGACCAGUCAGAUGAAGAGAACCAUUCAGACAGCCGAGGCCGUGGCUGUCCCCUAUGAGCAGUGGAAGGCUCUCAACGAGAUUGAUGCUGGUGUGUGUGAAGAGAUGACGUAUGAGGAGAUCCAGGUACAUUUCCCUGUGGAGUUUUCACUGAGAGACCAGGACAAAUACCGCUACCGCUACCCUAAAGGAGAGUCCUAUGAGGACCUGGUGCAGCGGUUGGAGCCAGUCAUCAUGGAGCUGGAGAGGCAGGAGAACGUCCUGGUCAUCUGUCACCAGGCUGUCAUGCGCUGCCUGCUCGCUUACUUCCUGGAUAAGAGUGCAGAGGAGCUGCCUUACCUGAAGUGCCCUUUGCACACUGUAUUGAAGCUGACCCCUGUGGCGUAUGGAUGUAAAGUAGAGUCUGUCUGGUUGAAUGUGGAAGCUGUGAACACCCAUAGGGACAGGCCAGAGAAUGUAGACAUUUCACGGAUGCCGGAAGAAGCCCUGUUCACAGUCCCCGCCCACCAGUGAUGAGUGACGGCUCACAAAGUUUAGAUUCAAUCAGUUCUUCCUUCACCUGCGAUAACUGACAACUGCAUAGCAGUUUCAUUGCUUUUAUUCAUGGAAUGUCGUAGGUGUAACGGCGUUAGAGCUGUCAAAUCAGGAAGCGACUCUCGGCGUGAUACCUAUUGCGGACAUUUCCAUUUUAUGUGACGAGUCGCAUUAGUAAUAAUCCCAUGCAGCCUUGUUACAAGUUCAAACACGGGAAUGUGUUGUAAUAUACACCUCGAUUAGGCUGAUAUGAAUCCUCAUUAUUUAGGUUAAUGAUGUUCAAUUUGAGUGUUAUUAUUUCUAUAUAGCCUUGACUUUCUCUUUAUGUACUUCUAAUGUGAGUGGGACGGGUGUGGCUUGGUGACAAUAACCGCACGAGCAGCCACUCAGAUUAGACAGCUCUAAAGCAGUUCCACUUCCAGCACCUCCUAAACACCAGCUAUGCAGGUGUUGGCUACCACUGGUUAAUGCUUGAUCUGAUUGAAUCUAGGCCCUAGACUCCAAAGUGCCAUCACUCACCAUGGCUACUUCAUCUACUCAAUCAGAAAUCAAUGCAAAUUGCUAUUUUAAAACAUCCUUGCAGCGGGAUUUGAAAAGAGUGCAUCCGAAUCUUUCAUUUGACAUAUUUCUAUCUAAAGCGGCAAUCAGCAGAGGAAACAAUAACGAAGAGUGAUCCCCGGUUUCGGUAGAAAGCUGAGGGAUGGGCUGGAGAAAUGUAACUAUUCUCAAAUUGGGAUGACCAUCCAUGAUAUCAACAUUGAAUUUUAACCAUGUUUUGAGGCUAUAUAGUGUUUGUUUACAUUUACUUUGGUUACAAACAUUGGAGUAAAAGCUUAGAUUUUGGGUUCUGAUGGAGGCAUUUAUACAUUUUAUUCUUCAAGAAUCAUUCAUUUAUAAGUCCAAAAAUUAGCUAAUGUAAUUAGCUACUGCUGAUUUCCACUUUUUAAGGUUCUUUAAAAAAAAACAUACUUGUUUAAUCUUGGUUCUUCACCUGAUCUGUGUCUUUCCUGCUGUGCAAAAUUGGCUGUGUUUAGACAGGCAUCCCAAUCCUGAUCUUUUUUCCACAAAUUGGUCUUUUGACCAAUCAUAUCAGAUAUUUCUCAGAGCUGAUCUGAUUGAUCAAAAACAAUUUUGUGAAAAAAAUAUCAGAAUUAGGCUGCCUGUCUAAACGUCCAGAGAACUGGAAUCCAGUUCAAUGGUGAUUCACCCCACUAUCGGGGUAUGUGUGCCUGUGAGUGUGUUUUGUAUGUGUGUGAGUGUAUUAUGAACAAUCUGAUGUGAAACCUUUUUUAUAUACAUGACAUAUGGCUUUUAAUCUAAUUGUAAAGUGUCUUGACACUGGCUGCGUUUACACAGGCAGCCCAGUUCUGAACUUUGUCCACUAAUUGGCCUUUUAACCAAUCAGAUCAACUCUUUUGCCAAUCAUUUGGUAAAGAUCAGAAUUAGCAGCCUGUGGAAGCUAAAUGUAAUACUCCUUGUUCUUAGUAUUUUAGUUUUUGUCCAACCAUUUGUCUGUUAACAAGUUUUUUUUUUUAAGUUUAAGAUGUUUUUUUAUUUUGUGAAUUUCCUAUUAAACCAACUAUUGCAUUUACCCGCUGCAGAAGAUGUAAUAUUUGGAAUCAGACUCUAGGUGGGGACAUAAAUUGUAGGUAAUAUUUUUUUAAAAUAUAUAUAUGUCUGGUAUAAAAUCUAACAUAAAGGUGGUUUUGCACAUCUAUUUUUUUCAAUCAAGGUCAUCUUCAUCUAGUUCAAAUCUAAACUGAUUGACUUUUUUUCCAUGUUGCAUCAGUGAUCUGCUUUAUCUAGAAUGUGUUUGGCUCUAUUGCUCAAUGUCUAAAAUGCUGCUGUAGUUUAGCAUCUGUAGUGUCAUGACAAAUCAAUUGAAAUGACUACUAAUAUCUGUGUAAACACAAGUAAUGAUCACCAUAAUAAUCAGGUGUCAGUAAUGCUGUGAAUGUCAAUAAAUCGCUCACUGGUUGUUUAUCGUUUUCAGCAGGUUCACCAUGUCUUGUUUGUUCAUUUUGACUUGUUUGUCAACGUGCCAAGAGUAUGAUGCAUUCAAUGUAAAUAUCUACAUCAUCCAAAUGGAAUAAAUAUUUUUUUUGUUAAA
Messenger RNA from Oncorhynchus tshawytscha (Chinook salmon), 3661 nucleotides. RefSeq names its product 6-phosphofructo-2-kinase/fructose-2,6-biphosphatase 4b (gene pfkfb4b). The transcript is spliced from 14 exons. Gene Ontology annotation, cellular component: cytosol. NCBI's taxonomy places the organism in Eukaryota, Metazoa, Chordata, Actinopteri, Salmoniformes, Salmonidae. The record is from RefSeq and is a predicted model, not a curated record. Gene Ontology annotation, biological process: fructose 2,6-bisphosphate metabolic process; fructose metabolic process. Gene Ontology annotation, molecular function: ATP binding; 6-phosphofructo-2-kinase activity; fructose-2,6-bisphosphate 2-phosphatase activity. Bases 97 to 1530 code for a protein of 477 amino acids.